Megalobrama amblycephala (Wuchang bream) is the source of this 2550-nucleotide messenger RNA. RefSeq lists its product as uncharacterized. The coding region runs from base 1 to 2550 and encodes 849 amino acids. The record is from RefSeq and is a predicted model, not a curated record. Gene Ontology annotation, biological process: DNA integration. The transcript has a single exon. Gene Ontology annotation, molecular function: nucleic acid binding. NCBI's taxonomy places the organism in Eukaryota, Metazoa, Chordata, Actinopteri, Cypriniformes, Xenocyprididae.
AUGAAAAGCAAGCCACAUAUUAAACCAAACACUGUGCAACUCAAAGCUUACAACGGACAGAGCAUAGAAACAAGAGGAACAUGCAAGAUCAAAGUAAAGGUGAAAAGCAAAGAACAACACCUUGUGUUCGUAGUCGUUCCAGAUGGACAUGAUUCAGUGUUGGGAGACAAGGCAUGUGAAGACUUAGGCCUAGUUAAAAGAGUAGACAACAUAAAAUAUGGCAAUACACAGAACAGUGUUGAUAAUAUAGUAAAACAGUUUCCUGACAUUUUUGAAGAGUUUGGAGCGCUUCCAUUCACCUAUAAGAUACAGCUCAAAGAGGAUGCAAAGCCAGUGGUCCAUGCUCUGAGACGGGUACCAGCCCCGCUAAGAGAUAAGUUAAAACAGGAACUGGAAAGGAUGACAGCCAUGGGAGUUAUAAAGAAAGUGGAACAGCCGACAGAAUGGGUGAACUCCAUGGUUUGUGUAAGAAAAGCAAACGGAGAAUUACGUGUGUGUAUGGAUCCAAAAGACCUAAACGCAAACAUUCAGAGAGAACAUUAUCAGAUUCCGGCUCGGGAAGAAAUCAUCAGUGAGAUGGGAGGUGCAAAGUUCUUCACAAAGCUGGAUGCAUCUCAGGGCUUUUGGCAGGUAAAACUACAUGAAGAUAGCACACACUACUGCACAUUUAACACACCCUUUGGCAGAUACUCCUUCUUGAGGAUGCCCUUUGGGAUUUCUUCAGCACCUGAGGUGUUUCACAAAGCCAUGGAGCACAUAAUUGAAGGAAUACAAGGAGUUUGUGUCUAUGUGGAUGAUGUCAUAUUGUGGGGAUCCACAAUUGAACAGCACAAUGAAAGGCUCAUGGAAGUUUUGCAGCGAGUGCAGAAAUAUGGACUGAGGCUGAAUAAACAAAAAUGUCAGUUUGGAGUAAAGGAAGUCACGUUUCUAGGAGACAAGCUGACAGAAGGUGGCGUACAACCAGACAAAAGUAAAAUUCAAGCAAUACUCAAUAUGCCAAGACCUACAGACAAAAAGGCAGUGUUAAGAGUGAUGGGAAUGAUUAACUUUAUCGGCAAGUUCAUACCAAACCUGUCGUCAAAGACAGUGUACAUGAGAGAACUGUUACAUGACAAGUGUGAGUUCAAGUGGACAAACAACCAUGAACAAGAGUGGUCCCGUCUGAAGACACUCUUGACAACAGAGCCUGUGCUGACUUUCUUUGAACCAUCUAGGAGGACAAAGAUAUCAACUGACGCAUCUAAGGAUGGCUUGGGAGCUGUGCUGCUCCAGGAAGAAGGAAAACACUGGAGGCCAGUUGCGUAUGCAUCAAGAACAAUGACGCAAGCUGAGUGUCGUUAUGCCCAGAUCGAGAAGGAGUGCCUUGGACUGGUGUAUGGGGUGGAGAAGUUUCACAGUUAUGUGUAUGGACUUCCAAAGUUUGUGGCGGAGACAGAUCACAAGCCACUAAUAGCCAUCAUCAAGAAAAAUUUGAGUGAAAUGUCACCGAGAAUCCAACGGCUAAUGAUGAAGCUUCAGAGAUAUGACUUUGAACUGAUAUAUACACCUGGAAAGUACAUAGUGCUAGCAGAUGCUCUGUCCAGAGCAACCUCAGACAGUGAGACACAUCACAAGAGCUCUACAGAAGCUGACGUGACCCUUCAUGUGAACAUGAUAGCUGGUGCUCUUCCAGUGACUGAUGCAAAGUCUAAACAGAUUGUAGCUGAAACCGCGAAAGACAGAGAGCUACAGAUUGUCAUCAAACUUCUGAAUGAAGGCUGGAAAAAGGAAGCAUGUUCACGGUACUACAAUAUAAGGACAGAGUUGAGUGUGGUAGAAGGACUUCUGCUGAGACAGAAUAGAAUAGUAAUGCCACAAGCACUGAGAAAGGAAAUGCUGAGAAGAUUGCAUGAGGGACAUCUGGGAGCAGAACAAUGCAAAAGGAGAGCCAGGACAGCCAUCUAUUGGCCAGGAAUUAAUGCUGACAUUGACAGAAUGGUGUCAACCUGUGAUACCUGCUUAAGUCAUCGAGCAAAGCAGCAAAAAGAGCCAAUGAUCAUCACUGACACACCUAGUGAGCCGUGGCAGAAAAUUGGAACAGAUUUGUUUGUCUUAAAUGGGAAGAACUAUCUGCUUGUUGUGGACUACCUGUCUAACUAUCCAGAGAUGGCUCUGCUUCCAAAUACAUCUACUGCCAGUGUAAUCACACACAUGAAGUCAAUCUUUGCAAGGCAUGGAAUCCCUCAGGUUGUCUGUAGUGACAAUGGACCGUGUUAUAAUAGCAAAGAAUUCCAGGAAUUUGCAGUGGAGUAUGACUUCAAACAUGUGACAUCGAGCCCGCUAUAUCCACAAUCUAACGGGAAAGCGGAAAAGGGAGUACAUAUAGUUAAAAUGCUACUGAAGAAAGCAGUGAGCAGCAAGUCUGACCCGUAUCUAGCAUUGUUAAAUUACCAUGCUUCACCACUGGAACAUGGUUUAUCUCCAGCUGAGAUGCUAAUGGGAAGAAAAUUGCGUACUACCCUGCCUUACCUGACACAACCAAAGAAAAUCAAAGGGUUGCAAAAGACUUGA